AACAUAUCCGACAUUAACCAUUUAUCCAGUUCCAUUUUUCUCCAAUACCGAAACGAGGGACAAAAAAUGGCUCCAAUAUCUCCACUUUUCUCCGCCGCCGUAUAUGCGGUGCUUCUCUUGUCGUCAGCCGCCUUAGCCCACGACACAGAGGGAGGCGGAGGAGAUCUCCUUACGACGAUGAUCGGCGUUCAGGGUAUAAUCUACUGCAAGCGAGGGUCUAAGCUCAACCCCAUUCAAGGAGCGGUGGCGAGGGUAACGUGCGAGACAAGGGACAAGUACGGAUACGAGGCGGAGGAGGUGACGGUGCUGAGCCAAGCGACAGACGAAAAGGGAUAUUUCAUGGUGACGCUGUCACCGUCGGAAGUGAGGGAGGAGGUGAAGGUGAAAGAGUGCAGAUCGUUCUUGGAGCUGUCUCCGCUCGAUGGCUGCGAGGUUCCGACAGAGAUCAACCGCGGUGUCAGUGGAUCCAUUCUCUCUUCCUAUCGACUCCUCCUCUCCGGCCACAGCCCUCCGUUCAAGCUCUUCACUGUCGGCCCUUUCGUUUUCGCUCUCGAGGAAACGCAUGACAAAUCCAUCCCCAACGGCUACUAAGAUCGAAGAAAAAAGAAAUGAACUUUGCAACAUACGUAUCGAGUUAAAGUUUCUUUUUAAAUUAUUAUUAUUAUUAAUGAUGUUUUUUAAUUAAAAACAGCGUAAAAGAUGUAAUGAAAAUCUUUUAUAUGGGUAUGUAUACGAAUACAUUUCCUAAAUCUCAUAAACCGUC
Messenger RNA from Tarenaya hassleriana, 763 nucleotides. Its product is annotated as proline-rich protein 1. NCBI's taxonomy places the organism in Eukaryota, Viridiplantae, Streptophyta, Magnoliopsida, Brassicales, Cleomaceae. The coding region runs from base 67 to 591 and encodes 174 amino acids. The record is from RefSeq and is a predicted model, not a curated record. The transcript is spliced from 2 exons.